Messenger RNA from Impatiens glandulifera, 2108 nucleotides. Its product is annotated as BTB/POZ domain-containing protein At2g04740. NCBI's taxonomy places the organism in Eukaryota, Viridiplantae, Streptophyta, Magnoliopsida, Ericales, Balsaminaceae. The record is from RefSeq and is a predicted model, not a curated record. The coding region runs from base 243 to 1916 and encodes 557 amino acids. The transcript is spliced from 5 exons. Gene Ontology annotation, cellular component: cytoplasm; ubiquitin ligase complex. Gene Ontology annotation, molecular function: protein binding.
AAAGUAAUUAUUGCUCUUCUUACAUUUAUCGUGAGAGAGAAGAACAGCCGCUAAUCGCCGCCCUAUCCUCCGAUGCCGCUAAUCGCCAGCGACAGUCGUCGUCAACAUUGUUCAUAUGUUUGUAGUCCUUUGAAGGACUGUAAACCCUAGCACAUAAUCAUAACAUGCCAUCACUAUCCAACCCAGGUAUAAUAUCCAAAUACACGAAAAUUCAACGGGACCCUGAAUUAUCUUAGCGCCACAUGUCGAUGCCGCGGUCAUGGACGAUUGAUCCUUACCUAGAAGAAAUCGACCUAGAACCUGAGGAUUUCGGUUCGUCCAAUCCCUUAAAGAAGGUCCCAUUUGGCGAUGUCUUUGAGGCUGCGCGUGCCGGUGAUGUAGACCGUCUGAGUUAUCUUCUCGAAUCUGGCGUAAAUGUCAACGCGAGGGACCAGUGGGAUUCGGUUGCACUCUAUUAUGCUUGUCUCGCCGGUCACCUUGAUGCGGCGAGGAUGUUGCUGGAGAGUGGCGCAAUUUGUUCGGAGCAUACGUUUGAUGGUGAUCGUUGUCAUUAUGCAUCGCUGAAUUUGAAGGUUAGGAAGCUUUUAAAGGCAUUUGAGGCUCGACCUCCACCAUUAGCCCCUCUUCAAUCGGCUCUAAGAGAAACUUUCUUGAACUGCUCGGCUAACAGGAAACAUAUUGAGCAAUUUAAACAAUCUGCCUUACCAGGUGCUUCAUUGAAUGAAAGCCCAAUUUCCAGUCAUUUCCCUCCAGAUUUUGUGUUUUAUGUACAAGGAAGUCCAAUUGAAGCUCAUAGAGUCAUCUUGAGUGCUAGAUCACCCUACUUCAAGAACAAAUUUGAGAACGAAUGGAAGGAUCGCAUGGAAGUAAGAUUCUCAAGGGAGAAGUUGUCUUAUCAAGCUCUUUACAGUCUCAUCCACUUUUUUUAUUCUGACAGACUGGAGAUUGCAGUAGAAGACAUGGAAGAUCUUGUGAGAAUUUGCAAAGUUUGCAAAUGUGAGUCAUUAAGGAUGAUCAUCGAGAAAGAAUUAAUUCAUCAAAAAUUUGCUGAUUAUAAAGCCCUUCAACAAAUAGACAACUCCCAAAAACGAUUUAUACUGCAAGGCCUGUCUCUCCCUGAGGAAGAUCGUCUUCCUGGUGCUUUGAAUAAAAUCCUACAAGUUUCUCUUGCCAACUCCUCCUCUGAAGAGUAUGACCUCGCAGAUGUUUGUGUAAAAGUUGAUUACAAAAUCUUUCGAUGUCAUCAGGUAGUGUUGGCGUCGAGGUCUGAUUAUUUCAAAGCAAGAUUGUCUCAUAUGAAAGAUUUUCUUGAAGGAAGAGAUAGUAUUGGUAAUAAUUCUCUCCCAUGUAUUGAAGAAAAUGAUUUGAGCGUGGAUGCUUUUGAGAAGAUGGUUGAGUACAUGUAUACUGAUGGUCUGAAAGAGAUUGACCCGAAUCAGGCAGAAGAAAUUUUUGAUGCUGCUUCAAGAUAUUUGCUUUUCCCCCUAAAACGUGCUGCUGCUGAUGUGUUACUUCCCCACCUUGAAAUGGUUUCUCCUGCUGAAAUGUGCAGUUGGUUGAUUCUAUCAGACAUGUAUGGUGUUGUAAAAAUCCGAGAAUAUUGUCUAGAUGCAAUAGCUUGUAACUUUGAAACGUUUGCUGAAGCUCCCGAGUUUAGGGCAUUGCUUCUUACUAUUCCCCCUCCAUCUGGAGAUUCAUCUCUUCGAACAACUGCUCCUAGUGCCCCGGGAACCGGUACUAACAAUGACCUAGGAAACCUCCUUGAUGAUCUUAGAGAGAAAUGGCUUGAAAUCGAAGCUGCUGAACUUGAUAAACGGGAUGAGAGCGCUUUGUUGUUCGAUAAGCGAUUGGAGAUGCUUGUGGUUGUUGCCGAAAAAGAGAAACUUGUCGACGAUGUUGGUAAACUUACAAUAUAGAUCGAGAUUAUUGAAAUUUUCAUCUAUGUUUUAUUGAGCCUAUUUGAAAUUAGUAUUUAUGUCACUUAGAGUCAUGAUCUCAAAUGAAAAUCAUGAAUUUUAGAAUUGAGAGUUAAUUUUUUUCUUUUGUAUAUGAUUUUUUUCUCAAAUCAUCGUUACAUUAUUUAUGUGAUCUUAUAUUGUUUACUGUCA